GACGGCAGCGGGGGCAGCAGCCGCGCGUAGCUUGGCAAGAAAAUCCAAGCACUGACUGAUUUCCAGGCAGUCACAGUGGUGGCCCGUCAGCAACGACUGAACUGAGCCAAAAGGCUCCUGUUGAUGUCAGUGGUUUCUGGGAAUGCUGCCUGCGUGGUUUUGUUCCGGGAUUUCCCUCUCUGUCCAUGCCUGGUUGAGCUCUGACUUCACUUGGGGCAAAUUUUGCAAUUCUGUGUUUAACAAAAGCAAGGCAUGCCCCAAACGCUGAGUUCUACCAGUAUGUUUACCCCAUGUGGCUUCAGCCCUCAUCUACAUACUUCAAAAGAAGAUGAACAAGGAGGACUGAUCUUCCAGGAUGGAAACCUUACCUCAGCAUCUCUGGAUGCUCUAAUCCAGCAUCUGAUACCUACCACUGAUUACUACCCUGAAAAAGCCUAUAUCUUUACAUUCCUGCUGAGUUCCAGACUCUUCAUCGAACCCCAUGAGCUUUUGUCCCAAGUUUGUCACAAGUGCAUUGAGCAACAGCGGCUGGACGACCCUGUGCUGGACAAGGCUCGGAUCAGAAAGUUUGGACCCAAAAUCUUACAGUUGCUGACAGAGUGGACAGAGACAUUCCCAUAUGACUUUCAGGAAGAGCGGAUGAUUGGCCAUCUGAAAGACAUGAUUCACAGGAUAGCCCCGUGUGAUGAGGCCUACUGGAAAAAGAUGAAUCAGCUUUUGCAAACCCUGAAUCAGAAGCUUGCAACCCUCAGCCAUGGGCAAGAAGGGAUUGUCAAGAUCAGUGCUGCUGUCUCUGAUAAGCUGGUUGCCUUUAAAAGUAAGCCUCCAUCAAUUCAGAGAGAAAUCCUGAGCGUCUGCAGUGACCCUUACACUCUGGCUCAGCAGCUGACACAUGUGGAGCUGGAAAGGCUAAGUCACAUUGGACCUGAGGAGUUUGUGCAGGCAUUUGUACAUAAAGACCCUCUGGAUGGCACCAAGACUUGUUUCAGUGAACAGAAGAAGACGAGUAACCUUGAGGCCUAUGUGAAGUGGUUCAAUAGACUCUGCUAUCUUGUAGCAACAGAAAUUUGCAUGCCUGCAAAAAAGAAACAGCGAGCACAAGUCAUCGAAUUCUUCAUUGAUGUUGCCCGAGAGUGCUUUAACAUAGGGAAUUUUAAUUCACUGAUGGCAAUCAUUUCUGGAAUGAACAUGAGUCCAGUUUCCAGGCUAAAGAAGACGUGGUCAAAAGUGAAAACAGCCAAAUUUUUCAUUCUUGAGCACCAGAUGGACCCGACUGGUAACUUCUAUAACUACAGAACAGCAUUGCGGGGAGCUGCUCACAGAUCCCUCACUGCGCACAGCAACAGGGAGAAGAUUGUGAUCCCUUUCUUCAGCUUAUUGAUCAAAGACAUUUAUUUUUUGAAUGAAGGAUGUGCUAAUCGCCUUCCAAAUGGACAUGUCAACUUCGAAAAAUUUCUGGAACUGGCUAAGCAAGUAGGAGAAUUUAUAACAUGGAAGCAAGUGGAAUGUCCCUUUGAACAAGACCCUAACAUUAUCCACUACUUGCAUACUGCUCCUAUUUUUACUGAAGAUGGUUUGUAUCUGGCUUCCUAUGAAAGUGAAAGUCCGGAAAACCAGACAGAAAAAGACAGGUGGAAAUCCUUGAGAUCCACUAUUUUAGGAAAGACUUGAAGAUUAAGAGAUUAUUGCAGUAGGUCAAGGAAAAGAAAUCUGCAAACAUUUUGCACUACUGAUUCCAAAGAUGCCUGUUUGGGAUUUAGACAAUUUUUUUGUUUGUUUUUUGUUGGGUUUUUUGACUGCCUAACAUGAUGGAUGAACUGGAUUCAUCCACUGAAAUCAGAAGAACUGUGUGCACAAUGACGCUUUUCUAACUGAGACAUAGAGAGGAAGGACAAACAGACUAUUUGUGGCUGUGCCCAAACCGCGUCAGGAUCACUGUAACUUUUGCCUCUGAAGGAAAACAUAAGAAAAUCAGGAGCAUGGAGAACCAUGGUACUGCAAAAGAGAAAAGUAUAAAAAAAGGAAAGCAAAAAUUACGCAUGAAUAUUUCAGAAGCAGGUGCUUCAGACAGAAACUCUUUAAAGCCUCUGAGGAUUGUAAAAUUAAAUCAAACACAGACACCGCAGCAAUCUGGUUAAUUGCUGAACGAAGAAAGAACUACUUAAUCUUACAUUAGCAGUCCCCAGCCUUGUUGAACAAAGCACUGACUGCUACAGGUAUAAGCUUCCAGCGGAUGAAAACUGACAUCACCCACUCAUAUGUAUACACGUAUGUCACGUAUAGACCACAUCAGCAUGGGACAUCGUACAAACCCCAUGAAUUUUUACAGAGAACAAUCUGAAUUAUGACUAUUGCUUAGUUAUUCUUCCCACCACUGUCGUUGCUUUUCUUACUGUGAAUCUUGGCAGAUCUGAGGAGGGCACAGAGUGUAGACGGUAUUGCUUAAAGAUCCAACCCCCACUACCACCACAUCUAAAGUUGAACUGAAGAAGCAAAUGACUCUGGAUUCAAUUUACCUCUAUUUAAUGUAUGUAGCGUAUUCCCUAAUUUUAUUGAUGCUGAGUUGCAGCUUUUAGAGGGUUUUAUCACACUUAAAGAAAAAAAGAUACUGCAUUAUGAUUUGAAAAAAAUCUAUCAGGUUCCAAUUAAUACAGUACUGUUUAUUUUGCAACAUGAUACUAAGAGAAUAGGAGGGGCGGUUAAUUGCUCUGAAUUUGGGAACUACACGGUAUUCUUUAAAAAGACAAAGGGUUUCAGACUAGAAUGAGUGCACUAAAGAAUUUUUCAGUCAUGAGCAGAUAACCAUUUUUCUCUUUUUUAUUUUAUGUUCACCAUUUCCUUAAAGAUAAUACGAAGUAGGGACUAUGUUUUCAGUUGUACAAUAAUCAAGGUGCUACUGUAACACAUAUAUUAAAUGAUAAUGAACUAUAUGGAUAUCAGAUUCAAAACCAAGCCCUAACAGUAAACUAAUUGUAUGUUGAAGGAAUGCCCCAGAAAAGACCUCAAAAACCUUAAAUAAAACCUAAAUGCCACAUGACACUGAACUUUGCAUUUGCACUAUUACUGAUUUAAUACUGGCCUUUUCAGAUGUUCCAGUCUUUCUCUGUCUCCAACAGAAGGAUGUAACCCCUUCUUUGAGAUCAGCAAUAGUUUUAUUUCAAUACAGAGAGAUUCCAAGUGGCAGAAGUGGUUUGAAGAAUUAGGCUAAUCACAAAACCUGGCUACGUUGGCCUAUGCAUUUAGCCAGAAAACUGGAACUGUUCCUGCCCUCCGCCAGGCCUCAAAAGUUACCCAUGCCUGAGUGAGUUGUUGAAAUGUGAAGCGUUGGUGAGCUGGUGUUUGAGGGCAGCUCUGACAAUUGAGCUGAUCAGGAGUGCAGCAGCCUGAGACAUUCUCUGUGUGAUCUACUGAAGGUUUGUAGUGUCUGUGGUGCAGUUCUUAUGUUGGGUUAUGAGCUGUGAAAACCUGUGCAAUCUGGAUCAUGGCCACCUGGAAUCUACUGCUCUUGCAAUUGCUGAGAUGAGCAGGACAGUUUCUUCUAGGUUUGCCUACGUAGGGGCUUGAGGCAGAAUGUCAAUUCUCCUUUUAGUAUAGGGCUAUCAGCUCAUGAAUUCAAGCAGGGGGAACAUAAAAAUGUUAUGUGUUUAUUCAAACUUUGUAUGGAAGAACUAAGUCUGUAAGGAUGGUAAAGCAUCAUUCCAGCCAGCAACGAUCACUAUUCUAGCGAUACUGUUAAUAUGCUGUUUUGUUUGUUAAUUUUUGUACGUGAGCUGAGAGCUAUACAGAGAAAUGUACACGCAAAGCCAUUCCUUCAAGCAGAACCAUUUCCAAAAUGAUUCCAUUAAAAGCCUGUUAAAUUCCAACCAAAUCCAGAGCAAUAACCAUAAACCUAUCUACAUGAGUGCUAAUGCUUAAGUGUGUUUGCUAAAUGGUCAUUUUUUUCUUAAGGUCUGCAUCUUUUUAACAGGCACACUGUGACUUCAUAGUGGCAAUGUUUUUUUAUUUAUCUGAAACCCAAUGUAGGUGGAUGGGCCCUUUCUUAAAACCUGCUUUUUCAAAUGCAAAUCCUCACUCCUUUUCAAAUGAGCCAGUAGAGGCUGGUACAGCUGAGAUUACAACACCCUGAAUCAAAAUGUGGUAUCUCAUGAUAAUACUUUAUAUUCUUGGGUACCUUCCAUGGAUUCAGGCAAUUUUAUGAGUUCAAUUAGAUCUUGUAAAGUUUAUCACUGUUGCAAACUAAACCACUUUCAUAGUCCAAAACUUUUGAACCUCAUUGCUUAAAAUGGAAGCAUAAAGGUCAGAUUUCAGUAGGUAUUAAGGGCUUAGUGGAACUUUCAGAAGCACCAAAUUAUCUUUAAGCCUUUAUGUAGUCACACAUUUAAAAGGACUUUUUUCAGAGGUGCUAAACAUCCUCAUCUCUUGGUGAAUACUGAGGCAAUUAUUGCUUUAUAGAGGUGCAUGGCAUAUUGAUCCGUAGCAUUUGGUCUCCAGAGAUGCUGGCUGCUCUUUGCAAAAUGACUUGGAGAUGAGAGUACAGAGCAACUUAAAAUGAGAAGACAGCACUUUUAGAAAACAAUAGCUUGUCUUCACAUAGUUUUGUAGCUAAAAUACUAUUAGUUUAAAUAGAAAUGGUGUAAAGCCUUAAGUUAUAGCUGUCAGUUGUGUUUGUAAUUCAUAUUUGGCCAAACUAGGGUGUACAACUCCAGCCAGGAGAGUGGUUAGAGUUUUGCUUCACCAACACGUUUAACAAAGCAUGAGUACAACUGAAAAUAAAGGAUGACAAUUUGGGGAAUAGAUUUCUUCCAAAAAUGUAUUAAUAUUACACGAAAAUGAGAAAAAGCACUUCCAGUUAUUAAUGUUUGCUUGCUAUAAAUAUGUAAAGAACUCCUACCAUGCUGAAAAGAAAGCAGUAUCACUUAACACCAAGCACUAAGCCACUGUAACGCACGUGGUCAUUAGACUAACAUAUACACAAGUUACUAGUAGUAAUGUCAUGGCUUUCCACCUUUUUCAGUGGAUUCACCUCCCUGACAGCUGCUUGAACUAAUGCUACACAGAGAACAGAGCAAAACUAGACCUAUAGGUCUGUAGUGUUAGUAUCAAAACCCUAAGCUAGUAAGAUGUGAAUAUACAAUACACUUUCAGAAGCAUUAGCUUAGCUUCUGUAUACAGCAAUAUUUUAAGACCCAAAUACGUGAAAUCACUUUUGCACCUCCUCUAGUGUAAUCAGAGUGGUAGCAAAAGUUCUGUUUUUUAAUUUCUCGAGUGUGCCAUUCUGCAAAGCAGAGCUAGAUAAAAAGCCCAGUGAAAAACAAUGAGGGAAUUGUGUGCCUUCAGCUUGUGUUGAAGUCAGAUUAACUUGCUCAGUGCCUUUCAAAAGACACUUAAUCAUACAAUCUUGCCCUCAAUUUCACAUCAGCAUCAAUCACAUUACCUAAUUAAAGGUCAAUGGAUGUAGGUCUGCUGGGCGUGACUGAAUUUUGAGGGAAAAAAAAUCUUGAAAUGAGUCUAGCACACAAGAACCCUGUGCACAAGACUACACUGAUCUUAGGAGAUCAUUGCUCCCUCUGUUAGGCGGUUAACACAAUCCUGUCAUACAGCUGGCUGGAAGCUCCCCAUGUGCAUAGAGGACAUACAGAUCUGGAAGCAAACUGUGAUCCCAGCCACUGCUGAGAUGGUACUUUAACAAAGUGUGGACGCAGCUGCUCAAGCACUUCAAAUAAGAAACAAUUUAAGUGCAGAGAUAUUUUUCUCAGCUUGAAGAUAUUUUAUGACGUGGUCAGUGAUGAUAAUCACUUAAAAUCAAGCCAGUCCCUUACUCAUACCUUGGUUACUUCGUCGUGUUUUGUUGUAAUAGUUUAUGCACCUUUUAUUAAAGCACAUGAGCACUGGUCUGCACAUAACGAAAUCCAGUUUAGGACAGAGCUCAGAUUACUAAAUAUGUAAUUGGAGUUAUCAAUAAAAAGACAUGUUAGUAGAAAAGCUACUGUUAUGCAUAUCAGUGUAAAAAUGUUAUGCAGUUAACAGUUCUGGCCUAACAGUGACUCUGUUCCAUAGAAUGAUACUGAUCCCAAGCACAGCGGCGUGCCAGAGGAAAAACUUCAAUUGAUUUUGAUGAGCUUUGGAGCAGUCCUUCAGAUAUUAACUAUAUUAGAGUUUUAAGUUAUUCAUAGGGAUUAAAUUGCAUUGACAAUGGGUAUAGUCCCUGGCCUGUCUUCUGAGCCAAGUGCAACUCUCAGAUGGGCAGGUGCACUUAAUAGGGUGAAAAUCCAGCUUCAGCAAAAGUUUUCUUUGACAUUGUUGAAGUUUCAGCACCAAAUUCAAGGAGUAGAUCUGAUCCAAUGAAUUAAUUCCCAUCUGAGAGCAAAAUUUUACUUUCUGGCUUUAAGAACCUUUUUUUCUUUUUAGACUGGUAGAAAUUAGCUUUACUGUCUCAGGUGUCUCUUUCAUUGGAAAUUAAAACCCUUUUGAUUGUGAACUGAUUAUUUCAAUUGUUGUAAUUGCAAAAUGGGAUUAUGGAGUGAUAAGGCAACAGGGAAAAGCCCCUUUGUCACUGCUCAGAGGCUCAACUGUGGGCCAGAGACUUUCUUUUCUUUUGUCCUUUUUAACAUUAUCUGUUGAGUGAAAUUACCUCAGUAGUUGGUGCAGGGCAUUAUUGAACUGCGGCUGGGGAACAGUGCACACAUAUCUGGUGUUUGUAUGGCAGCACAUACGCUAACAGGGGGAUGCAUAGAUGAUGAUCCUGUACAAAGCUGACAUGCAAAUUCAUAUCUGAGCCUGCACUCUUAGGUUUCUGAUACUGGGACGUAUCUCUUUUGAAAGGUAGGAAGUUCUUGGAAGCUCACCUGGGGCAAAGCUUACUUCCUUAUCCAUCUAACAAUGAUUACAAGUCUUUGAGCUAAAAGAGGUUCCUCUAGAGGACUUGAAACAGGGAAGAAUUUGUUAUUUAGUUGACAGAUUUUAAGAUCUAAGCAACAUGGAAAAAUAAAUAUUUAAAAAAAUUAUGAGAAAUGCCUUGAUGGUUGUUAGCUUUUGUAUUUCAGAGCAUGGCAGCAUGCCAUGUGUGCGUACAUCCUAUUAAUAUUGAUGGCAGCUGGACAGGUGAGAAUACAGUGAAAUACUGACGUAGGAAGCUGUACUAGUACUUUUGGUUUAAUGUUGGGUAUGUUCAGAAGCAAGCACACUGCCUUAUAGUGUGUCCCUAUCCCUGCAACCACUGUUAGCUGCUCUGUAGAACAGCUGAGCUCUGAGCUGAGCAGAGGAGGCAGCAAACAAGUUACCUUUUCUUGAUGGAACAUAUCUGGAGGCUAAUCUGUUUUGUAUUAAUUUCUUUUACAGUUCUUUUUGCAUGUUUUCAGAUAUGCAAAAAGUACUAAAUACAUUAAGCUAAUGCUCAUACAGGGUAUCACAUCCUGCAUUUUUACAUUAUGCAAGAUGUAGAUAAGAAGCUAAUAGCUUGUAUGGGUGGUAUUCCAUACAUUCUGCAUGGGUGCAAGACACUGAAACUCAGGCUAUAACCUCAGCUACAAAGAAAAGCUAAGUAUGACUAACUCCUGUCUAGAUCCCCUGCCUUGCACUGUAGCCAGAUGCAGACUGUAAUGCUGUAAAUUCAGAGUGGCUUACACUGCUCGCUCUUCCCUUGAUGCCUUUCCCUCCACAGAAGCAGUAUUUUGCUCCAUAAACAGCUCUUGCAGAAUGCCACAAACAUUUUUCUAGUUCUCUCCUAUACAAGGGCUCUAUAAUCAUACUCCAGAGCUGUCAUAAUAGAAUAGGAGUCCUUCUCCCUCCCUUCGUCCCUGUGGCCCUAAAACUGCCAACCCAGACUAAUACUGCAGUACAGCAAUGUUCCCAGGCCUUCUUGAAUGCAGAAGACAUAGAGUUCAGAGCUCAUGAGUCCUGUAAGUUAAAUACCUGUACAGGAAACUUCCUUCUAAAACGUGCAAAGUCCAUUUAGCAGACUUUUGACCAGAAAAUUCCAUAGUCCAGCUAUCUUUCAGAGACAUGUGAACUGCUACUGGUCAGUACUAUAUCACUGUUUUCAUUAUUUAAUUACACUUCUAAAAUUCCAGUCUUUCUGAAGCAACUAAAUAUAUGAUGGUUUCUUGAUGUUUGGCCCAUGGGGAAACAGAGUUGACAAAAUGGGGACUGUAGUUUUGACAGUUGACAUCAUGUGUAUUUCCGUAACAGCCCAAGAUGGGUUAUCACUUACAGUCUGUCUUUGCCUUGAACUAGAAGGAAUUGUUCCAAUAGAAUCCUCAUAAUUAUGAAAACUUAGUGAAAGGUGUACACACAGUGCUAUUAAAUUCAAGUGUUUCAAGAUAAUGAUUCUUACACAUGUACAAGUACUUCCCUUAAGAGUCUGUCUGUAAGAAGACCAUUGCUAGUAUGUAACACAGAUGGAAAAUAAAUUAUCCUCUGGGUUUUAGAACUUUUAGCAAGUGUUCAUCAGCUUAUAAAGGUGAGAAAUCAGAUUUUAAGAUUUUUUCACUUUAGAGACAGUACCAGCUGUCUUAAACCUAAACUCCAAGAAUGUACUAUUCGAAAACAUUUAUUCACAGACUUAAAAGCACAGAGUAAAAAUGGGUAAGCAGAACUGUCCUUAUUUUCAGAUUGAGAAAUUCAAAGGUUGAAUAACAUAUCCAGGGUUGCCUGAAAAGCAUGCCCUUUCAAAAAAUUACCCCAAAAAGAUAUACGAACUUUAGUUUUACAUUUCUUCUGGUGUAACUCCUUUUUACAACUGUGCUUAGAAAAAUGGGAACUAAAUUUUCAUUUUAGUUUUUAAAAAGAAUCAAGCUACGAAGUAAAGAUGGAUUAAAUAACUGGUAUAUACUGAUCAUGUGAGCAAUAGUAAUGAGGAGCUGUGCUUUUUCUGUAUCUUUUUCUUUAAAUUAAGCAAUUCUAUUUUAUAAUUAGCAUUUUCAGGUCAAAUUGAAAUCCCUCUACCAUCCAUAAUACUCAAACCAUGUAGCUUUGUUAGAAGUCCUCAGAACAAAUAUCGACACUUUAUUAAUUGCACAGGCUGGAAACAGUAAGGUUACUUGAAAGUGGCUGUUAUGAUUUUGUGUCUGUACAUAGAUCUUGCAAAAUGUUAAUGGUAAUAUGCAUACUGUACCCCACAAACACUGCAAGAAUAGCAUGGUCAUUGUUACGCUUUAUAGCUGUUGUGGAAAAUGUCUUAACCUGCAUUCAUGAUUAUAGUGCCCAUCCUAUUCCCAUGCCAUUUUAUACAGUUGUGGUAAGAUUGUUAUGAAAUCCUUUUGUCAGUCAUGUUCGAGCUAACUUACCUAUGUAUAGAAUUUAUAUAUUAAACCCCCCUAAUUUAUACUGUGUUUUAACAGUUUGCCUGAACUGUCUAUGGUUUCUAAAUUUUGUAAUGUGAGUGUCAAAUAAGAAUAAUAAUAAUAAAAAAAAAAAGG
Messenger RNA from Tyto alba (common barn owl), 9416 nucleotides. It is a transcript of the gene RASGEF1C, whose product is annotated as RasGEF domain family member 1C. Gene Ontology annotation, cellular component: plasma membrane. Gene Ontology annotation, molecular function: guanyl-nucleotide exchange factor activity. The transcript is spliced from 15 exons. Lineage: Eukaryota; Metazoa; Chordata; Aves; Strigiformes; Tytonidae. Gene Ontology annotation, biological process: Ras protein signal transduction; positive regulation of GTPase activity. The record is from RefSeq and is a predicted model, not a curated record. The coding region runs from base 253 to 1671 and encodes 472 amino acids.